UCUUCGUUCGUGGACACAACACUCAAACUAUUCUGGAGAAGACACUUUCGAAUUCAUACUCGAAGAUAAGAUGGGAUCCAAGAUAUAUUGUACCUGUAAGAAGAUCUUCCUUGUUCGUGUUAAGAAUUUGCAAGUCGGUCAAUGGAGGUUCCUCGAAAAUUUCUCCGUUUACCCGGUUACUGGGAUGUACAGACUUUCGGGCCAUAAAUUCAAGAUUUCCAUCACAAAAUGUUCCAUUGUCACCAACUCCAGUCUGACUACCUGUGAGGUUCCUUCGAUUGAUCAUAACAAUGAGAGUUCAUCUGAAGAUCUACCAACAUCUGGAUCUAAACAUAAGGAAGGAGAUGCUGAUCUUAAUGACAUGAAUUCUACAUCCAACACUAAAAGAAAACACAUGCUUAACGACGAAAUUUAACGAGGAAAAACAAUCCUCGUAAAUUUGCGUCGAGUUUACGA
This is a messenger RNA of Brassica oleracea var. oleracea, 456 nucleotides long. RefSeq lists its product as uncharacterized. The coding region runs from base 71 to 415 and encodes 114 amino acids. The record is from RefSeq and is a predicted model, not a curated record. Lineage: Eukaryota; Viridiplantae; Streptophyta; Magnoliopsida; Brassicales; Brassicaceae. The transcript is spliced from 3 exons.